GCGUGUGUGUGUGUGUGUGUAAAGUCGGUUUAAACAGCAGUGAGCUGCACCAGCACACACUUCCAUGUUGUCCGUCGUACCAGUUCAGCCUGUCACGGAGAAAGCGUCCCAUCUGCACUCCUCGGUAGAACAUGCCCCGAGUCAAAAUGUCAGAGAAAACAGAAGCACCAACGAAAUCCGAUACCAGCAUGCGUGCCUUUGCGGAGCGGGUGUUUGCAUCCGAGACCAAAGAUGAGGACGUCCGAGAAGAGGUCUCUCUCUUCGACGUGUCUGAAGACUGUCCCAUCAUCCACCAGGAAAUGGCCCAGCACCUGCAGGAUGAGACAAAGGAGGAGAGGCGUAAGAAACAGCAGGCCUUUGUGAGCAGUGUGCCAGUCACUCCGUUAGCUGAAGCAGGCAUGCCUACCUACCUAGAGGUGCCUGAGUUCCAGAGAGUGGCAGUCAUUGGAGACUAUGCUGCUGGGGUGACCAUGGACGAUUUCGCAAUGUCCUGCAGGGGCCUGUAUCGUGCCCUUUGCAUCAGGGAGAAGUACAUGCGCCAGGCCUACCAGCGUUUCCCCAUAACUGCUUCUGAAUUCUUGCGUAAGAUUGAGGGAGAAAUCUGGAAGACUGAGGACCUGGUGGUGCCAGAUUUCACGCCACCACCCAAGCCCGGGGAAGACCCCUUCUGCACAAAAACCCUGCCACAGAAUCUGGGCUAUGUGGCACGCAUGCAUGAUGGUGUGGUCCACAUCUACAAAACCACAGAGGAUGCUGACAGCCACCAGCCCAUUGACCUACCCACACCAGACUAUGCCACCUUCAUUGACGACAUGAACUUCCUCAUCGCAUUGAUAGCGCAAGGCCCCACGAAGACCUAUUCUCAUCGGCGCUUGAAGUUCCUCAUGUCCAAAUUCAAUGUACAUGAGAUGCUCAAUGAGAUGGAGGAGAUGAGGGAGCUGAAGAACAACCCACACAGGGACUUCUACAACUGCAGGAAGGUGGACACCCACAUCCAUGCCGCCGCCUGCAUGAACCAGAAGCAUCUCCUGCGCUUCAUCAAGAGGUCAUACCGCGUGGACGCUGACCGUGUAGUGUACAGCAUCAAGGGCAAAGAGAUGACCAUGAAGGACCUGUUUGCAUCCCUCAAGCUACACCCCUAUGACCUCACUGUGGACUCGCUGGAUGUGCACGCUGGCAGACAAACCUUCCAGCGCUUCGAUAAAUUCAAUGCCAAGUACAACCCAGUGGGGGCCAGUGAGCUGCGGGACCUUUACCUGAAGUCAGAGAACCACAUCAAUGGAGAGUAUUUUGCCACCAUCAUAAAGGAAGUAGCAAGUGACCUUGAAGAUGCCAAAUAUCAGUAUGCGGAGCCCCGCCUCUCCAUCUAUGGCUGCAACGCAAAUGAGUGGAACAAGCUUUCCUAUUGGUUCAAUAAGCAUCGUGUCUACUCCCCCAACUUGAAGUGGAUGAUCCAAGUCCCUAGAAUUUAUGACAUCUUCAGGGCAAGAAACUUUGUGCCCCACUUCGGGAAGAUGCUGGAGAAUAUCUUCCUCCCCGUGUUCCAAGCCACCAUCGACCCACAGAGCCAUCCUGAGCUCAGCAUCUUCCUCAAACAUGUGACAGGGUUCGACAGUGUGGACGAUGAGUCCAAGCAUAGUGGCCACAUGUUCUCCACCAAUAGCCCGAAACCGGAGAAGUGGGAUAUUCCCAAGAACCCAUCAUACACUUAUUACAUCUACUACAUGUAUGCCAACAUCAUGAUGCUCAACCAGCUACGCAAGCAAAGAGGAAUGAACACCUUCCUGUUCAGGCCUCAUUGUGGAGAAGCAGGGGCAGUAACACAUUUGCUAGCUGCCUUUAUGACAGCUGACAACAUCUCCCAUGGACUGAACCUCAAGAAGAGCCCUGUGCUACAGUACCUGUACUUCUUGAGCCAAAUCCCCAUCGCCAUGUCUCCACUCAGCAACAAUAGCUUGUUCCUGGAAUAUGCCAAGAACCCCCUCCUGGAAUUUCACAAGAAGGGGCUAAUAGUGUCCUUAUCGACUGAUGACCCUAUGCAGUUCCACUACACUAAGGAACCCCUGAUGGAAGAGUAUGCCAUCGCAGCUCAGGUGUUCAAACUGAGUACCUGCGACAUGUGUGAGAUCUCCAAGAACAGUGUUCUGCAGAGUGGGCUAUCUCACGAGGAGAAGCUCCAUUUCCUGGGAGAUUGCUACCAGAAAGAUGGCCCAGAGGGCAAUGACAUCCGGAAGACAAAUGUGGCACAGAUCCGCAUGGCCUACCGCUAUGAGACCCUGGGCUAUGAGCUGAACCUCAUCAAGGAUGGUGUCAAGAGCCAAUAAGCAGACAGUGCCUUGGAGAAUCAAGCAGUUUUGUCAAAGUGGUGGUGUGUUCAGCUUCAGCUGCCAAAGUCUGUUGAGAUACUAGGGCUUUCAUUAGGAAUUAAACUUAAGUUUUAACCAAAAAGCAUUUACCUAAAACAAAAAUGCUAUAACCUGGUCUUAGAGGUUGUUACUUACAGAAACCAAAGUGCAAUUAAUGGAAAUUAAAUUAAUUAUUUUAAAAGGGAAAA
Messenger RNA from Paramormyrops kingsleyae, 2554 nucleotides. It is a transcript of the gene ampd1, whose product is annotated as adenosine monophosphate deaminase 1 (isoform M). Lineage: Eukaryota; Metazoa; Chordata; Actinopteri; Osteoglossiformes; Mormyridae. Gene Ontology annotation, biological process: AMP metabolic process; IMP salvage. The record is from RefSeq and is a predicted model, not a curated record. Gene Ontology annotation, cellular component: cytosol. Gene Ontology annotation, molecular function: AMP deaminase activity.